Messenger RNA from Lolium perenne, 321 nucleotides. NCBI's taxonomy places the organism in Eukaryota, Viridiplantae, Streptophyta, Magnoliopsida, Poales, Poaceae. The record is from RefSeq and is a predicted model, not a curated record.
AUGCUCAAGGGCGACGCACUCGACAUGCAGAGGCUGCCAGACAAGUUCGCCGACUUUGUCGCCGGAAACGAGCCGGCUGCGCUGUAUCUGCAGGAGGCUGGCUGUGACUGCUGCCGGUGGCUGGUGGACGUGCUCUUCGACGGGCGCGGCAAGAUGUACCUCCAGACCGGCUGGGAGAAAUUCACGCGUUACCACGAUCUCGAAGACGGAUGCGUGCUCACAUUCUCCUACCUUGGCGACGCGGAUAUGAGCGCCAAGGUGUUCGAUAACACGCGCUGCCGCUGGCACUACCACGGAGACAGCGAUGAGGAGGACGAUUGA